AAUUACCUUUACUAUUCGUUCUUGAAAGGAAAAAACAUAAUGUUUAGUUUUGAGCUCUAAUCAGUUGGCUUUUCUAAUGCACGUAUACUCGAAAGGAACACGAUACUACCAUUGUUUGUAAAAAGUAGUAUGUUGAUGUGUAAUAUUAUGGCACACAGUUACACUUGAAUCAUGUCAACCUUUCUGUGUAUGGUUGUCAACUUGUAGAAUAUAAUGGAGACAAAAUACCGCCACUAUAUGGAUGUUCACCAUUACUGUCAGUUAUAGGCAGUGAAUAUAUAACCGAUUUUAUUCAUUAAACUCAUGUUCAAAAUAUUUGUCUUUGUGCUUUUCUGCAUCAUCGCAAAAUUACAUUUGUUGCCAUUAUCACACAGCCUUUUUAUUACCACCCUGUCCAUAAGAAAGAUUUCUCUGCGUCAGAUAGAAAAACAUUGCAGCGAUAUUCCUCUAUCUCACGCAUUCAAUUGCCAUAUAUUGACUACGUAUUCUAAGCGGCUUAAGCAUUAUCGACAUCUACUGCAGCAACUGAAAACAAUUAACGCAAAAACAAUGACAAGCUAUGCUGUUAUUCAAAAUGAAAGCCCUUAACGUGAAUAAAGUUCCUUUGAUGGUUGCAUUUAUGAACUUUAGCAUAGGUGUGGCAUUGCAGAUGCCUCAGAAAAAAAAUGUAGUUCUUGCUUUUGCAUGAAUGCAAUCCAUAUCCGCAAGAAAUUCAAAAGCCAAGUUAAGUGAUAGCGUUUGCCUUGUUUUGGGAUAUAUUGCUUACAUAAAGCGAUCCCUUCUUUUUUUGGUAUGUAUCAAACGAACAUUACGGAAAUCGUAUGAAAACUUAUUUAUUACGAUAUGGAAGAAAGACAAAAAGGUAUUUUAAUAGCAAAAUGUAUAUCAUCUCCAGAAGAGUAACAGGAAGGGCUACCAGAUGGAAUACAAAGGUCAUCGAAGGGUUUCAAUGGAUAUUCUGACAGCAAAUGAAAUUACAGCCAUUUCUGUAAUCAGGACAGCAUGUAAACCCUUCCGGGCAACGGCGGACACCAGAACAAGGAUCGCGGAAGCAUGAUACAUUCAAUAAAUUGGGACAUUGCUGCCCAUGAGAAGUGCCACAUAAGCUAUUGUUCUCUAAAGUGUUCGCUUUUACAGAUAGGCCCAUGAUAUUGAGAACAAGGAGAGCAAUAUUAAAUCUUGAUAAAAGCUUCAUUUGGUGGUUAAGAAAAGGAAGAGUUUGAAAAAGAAUCAAAUAUCUUCUAUUAAUUUGAA
Mycotypha africana is the source of this 1254-nucleotide messenger RNA. RefSeq lists its product as uncharacterized. The transcript has a single exon. Bases 304 to 588 code for a protein of 94 amino acids. The record is from RefSeq and is a predicted model, not a curated record. Lineage: Eukaryota; Fungi; Mucoromycota; Mucoromycetes; Mucorales; Mycotyphaceae.